AUGGCACUGCGGAUCAGGAAGCUUGUUUUAGCACAACAUACUCUUAACCACCAGCUCUGCUGUCGUCACUUUGAUCACUUUUACUAUGCUCAGUUUUGCUUCGCUUCUUCUUCUGUCAGUGACCCACAGGCUGGCGCAUCGCCCAAGCCUCUUUCAAAUGAUCAAAGCCGAUUUGGACUGAUCAACCAACAUUCUGAAUUUACUCCACUUCUGUCUCAUAAAGAUAAGGACCAGCCCAGCAGACAACCAAAACGAAAAGAGCAACAUCGUCGUCAGUUGCGAAAAUGCCCACCACAAUUCGCCUUCCUAACCGCCCCUCCCAAAGAUAGCGAUCUGUCCGACUCAGCAUUUUGGGGCCCUGAUCAGGCGCCUUUGGUAGCCUACGAAGAGGCCGUUGAAUUGUGUCGGAAACGCAAAGCUAUGCAGCUCUAUUUCGCCACUGUGCCGGAAAUGCUUGCCUCCAGCUCCUCGGUUUCAUUCGAUCUGCAAUUUUCUUUCUCUCUAUCCUCGUCUUCCACACCCUCUCAUUGUCCUUCUGAUUUUGAAUACCAUCACCCUAGUAUUCAAAAGGUUGGGGCCACUCAGUCAACUGCUGACCAUCACAAUGCUUGCUCUUCGAUUGCCUCUUCACUUGCACCCAGUGUUUCUUUAGAACCCAUCAAUGAUAAUAUUGGCCCAUAUACUUCUGCUGGUGAUGGCCGAUUGACAGCAAAGGCUCGCUUCUGCUUGGAGCCUCCUAAGCCUGUUAGCAUUGAUCCAGUCAACUUCAUUGCUGAACAGAAUCGGACACGCGCUUUGAUUCUUAUGCUCUCGGAUUGCACAGAAAACGUAUCUAGUAAAAGUAAUGUCGAUAAUGAUAGUAGCAGUGUUGGUGAGGUGACCGAACUAGACAUACCCUGGCCACCCGUAGCUAAGCUUGUUUCUCCUUCUGGCUUUUUCCCCUCAGAAUCCUCAGCUAAGGUGAUAAUCAAUCUUCCCGUUUGUUGUAGUGAUAUUUGUCAGCUCCGCUCAGCAGAUUACGUUUAUAAGCCU
This is a messenger RNA of Protopolystoma xenopodis, 1032 nucleotides long. NCBI's taxonomy places the organism in Eukaryota, Metazoa, Platyhelminthes, Monogenea, Polystomatidea, Polystomatidae. The record is from the annotation of a GenBank genome assembly.